AUGGCUGAGAAUAACGACCGUGUGGCAGAUGUGCUGAGCAACAACCAUCCAGUGUUAACCUGCAUCGGCCUGGGGAAGAGAUCAGAGAAGUCCUCUGUUCCAGCAGCAGCACCACAGCAGCAGCAACAGAUGAAACACCAUGAACAUUCAGAGGAGGACGACAUGUGGAGUCCAAAAGUUGGAAAUGACACGUGGAGCCCCUUUGAGUGUUCACAGCCCUGGUCUCUGUUCUACACCGACUGCCACCAACCUCAGCACGAGCUACACGUCUGUGGCGCCACCUUGCCGCCGCCUCGGACCGCAGACUGGAAUCGCUUCGAGAGUCUGAUGCAGGAACUGGACGUCAAACAGCUCGACCCGCCUCCACCGCAGAUCAUCCACUCCAUCACUGAUCCGCACCUGUCACAAAACACAAUGUCCAGAUUUGGGAGAUUUGACGCCUUCACGCAGCACUCGCCUUUAAUGAAGGCACAGGAUGACGGAAGCUGUCUGAAUGAUCAUCUAACCAAUUCAAGGCUGCAGGAGAAGCAAACAGAGUCUUCAUCACAGAGAGACAGGACGCACACCGUGUCCCCGGCAGAGAGAGCUGUGACAGCCAUCGCCAACGGCGGCACGCAGACACAUGGAACAUGUAAACGCGAGGCUCCCGGUGGGCGAACGUUGACUCAAGGACACAGGAAGUCCUCACUGGAGAGCCUCUACAGCCUCAAGAGUGGACAAAGCUCCUCAAGUGGAGUCACCAGCGGGUCAGACUGGUCCAGUAACAGGGGCAGUCUAAGGCUGGAGGAGGAUCUGUUCUGUGCCAGACAGUUCUGUGGCCGGGCCAGAGUCCGUACGGAACACACGCCAAGUCCAUAUGACACAGAAUCUCUCAAACUCAAGGUGGGAGACGUGAUUGACAUCAUCGCUAAGCCCCCCAUGGGAAUAUGGACAGGGAUGCUGAAUGGCAAGAUUGGAAAUUUCAAGUUCAUUUAUGUGGACUUGCUGAGAGAGGACAAUCCUGAGAGACAGAAGGAGACACAGAUCCACAGAGUGAGACACGGGUCAACUGUCCAGGAAGUGUUAAAGCUCCUCAAUUUAGAGGAGUUUUCCUCGUCUCUGCAGCGGAACGGUUACCAAACAGUAGAGGACUUGAUGAGGCUGAGGGAGCAUCACCUGAUGGAGCUGAAUGUGACUGAUCCAGGGCAAAGGCAUCGCCUGCUCGCUGCUGUCGACUCCUUGCAACGACUGCGCUCUGAGUGUCAGUUGGAGAACGAGGCCAACGAGGAGGCCCAAACCCAGGCUGAGAACACGAAGGCAGACACCAGCAAGUGCUCGAGAGACUCGGGCUGUCCCGACUACACCAGAGAGGACGCAGACGUACACGUUCCCUCUCAACAGCCUCAGACGACAGCUUCAUGAGAGAAAAAUAUCCACUCUUUAUAUGCCUGUUGCAUCCCUCCAUUAUGCUGUCGAGCGGACUUUUAUUUAUAAAAAUGUCUGUACAGUAUAAAUGUCCAGCCGCUGCAUUUACCACAUG
Molecule: messenger RNA, 1519 nt
Organism: Solea solea (common sole)
Lineage: Eukaryota; Metazoa; Chordata; Actinopteri; Pleuronectiformes; Soleidae
Product: SAM domain-containing protein SAMSN-1-like
Exons: 9
Coding region: 1-1401 (466 amino acids)
Molecular function (GO): protein binding
Source: RefSeq, a predicted model, not a curated record